AUGGCUGAAAACGUAAUAUAUGAAGAUACUCCUUUCGCCGAGUAUCUUAGUGAAAUCGGUAGUCAAGAACAAUUAACCAAGCAACCGGAACUCUUUGAAUUGGAAAGGCAUGCCUCAGAGGAUACUUCUUGGUAUUCACGGCACUUACGAUUCGGUUAUGAAAUAUUUGAUUAUCUUCGAGUAACACUUCCUAUACAAGAAGAAAAUGAAUUUGAAGAACGUUUCAAGUAUUUGUUAUGUACAUCACACCUUUUAAACGACUCGUUAUCAAUUUACUUUUAUGAUAGUCGAAAACCAAAUAUUAUUGAUAUUAAAGAGGCAGGAUUAUAUUUUGGAGGAAUUUCUAGAAGAAAUUUUGAAAUUCUAUUAAGUUCCUUAAUUGGCAUGAUAGUAGUUUUUUUAACCUGGUUAUUACAUGAUACUGAUUCAAAAAAGGAUAUUGGAACAAAGAUGAUGCAAUUACCUAUAGCAUUUAUAUUGGCUUUAUUGGCUUCAUUUUUCUUAUAUCGUCGUAUGCCAUGA
Diversispora eburnea is the source of this 522-nucleotide messenger RNA. The record is from the annotation of a GenBank genome assembly. Lineage: Eukaryota; Fungi; Glomeromycota; Glomeromycetes; Diversisporales; Diversisporaceae.